Penicillium soppii is the source of this 906-nucleotide messenger RNA. Its product is annotated as thiamine transporter TPC1. Bases 1 to 906 code for a protein of 301 amino acids. Lineage: Eukaryota; Fungi; Ascomycota; Eurotiomycetes; Eurotiales; Aspergillaceae. Gene Ontology annotation, molecular function: thiamine transmembrane transporter activity. The record is from RefSeq and is a predicted model, not a curated record. Gene Ontology annotation, biological process: thiamine pyrophosphate transmembrane transport. Gene Ontology annotation, cellular component: mitochondrial inner membrane. The transcript has 3 exons.
AUGUCGGACGGGGGCGAACAUCUCAAAGAUGAAGGCACCAAGCGACAAGUCGUGUUGGCCGGUGGCAUUGCCGGAUUGAUUUCACGGUUCUGUAUUGCACCACUCGACGUUGUCAAGAUUCGACUGCAGUUGCAAGUUCACUCCUUAUCGGAUCCUAUUUCACAUCAAAUCAUCAAUGGGCCCAUCUACAAAGGGACCUUGUCCACAAUGCGGGCCAUUGUGAAGCAUGAGGGAAUCACUGGUCUGUGGAAAGGAAACAUCCCCGCCGAAAUAAUCACUUGCCCAACUCGACUCCUAUCGACUUCCCCCUCUGUCGAAUCUUUCAUUUCGGGUGCAGUUGCUGGUGGAUGUGCAACAGGGGUUACGUACCCGCUAGAUCUCCUCCGCACACGAUUUGCCGCACAGGGCCCAGACCGCGUUUACGGCUCCUUGCGCGCCUCUGUGGUGGAUAUUGCUCGACACGAGGGACUUCCGGGCUUUUUCCGAGGCUGUUCAGCCGCGGUUGCACAAAUUGUACCGUACAUGGGUCUUUUUUUUACAACAUAUGAAGCGCUUCGGCCUGUUAUGACGGCAGGGGACUUAUUACCCCUCGGCACCGGGGAUGCUGCUGCUGGUGUUGUGGCUAGUGUAUUAGCAAAAACCGGUGUGUUCCCGUUAGAUCUGGUCCGCAAGCGUCUACAGGUACAAGGGCCGACUAGAACACGUUACGUCCAUCGCAACAUUCCUGAAUACAACGGGGUGCUCCAGAGCAUGGCGAUGAUUGUUCGUACCCAAGGCGUACGUGGUCUAUACCGUGGCCUGACAGUCAGUCUCAUCAAGGCUGCACCGGCCAGCGCCGUGACUAUGUGGACAUACGAACGCACAUUGAAACUUCUUCAAGAGCACGAUAUCGCAGCUAACAGCUGA